Molecule: messenger RNA, 990 nt
Organism: Funneliformis geosporum
Lineage: Eukaryota; Fungi; Glomeromycota; Glomeromycetes; Glomerales; Glomeraceae
Source: the annotation of a GenBank genome assembly
AUGUCAAAAACCGAAAUUGAAUGUGAUUACAUUUCAGAGAUUAAUCCAACAGAUAACAUUAAUACUUUAAUUGAUAAAUUGUUCACACUUUUGAUAAAAACACAAGAUGAAGGCAAAAAUUUUGAUGAAACUAAGAAUUUUCUUAAUAAAUGUAUUGCCUUUUCUACUCAAUCAACCGAUGCUGUUUUUAACUGGCUGAAAGUAAAUCAUAAUGAAUCAAAAUUUUCCUUCUUACUAGGAAUUUUUUAUUAUUAUAAUAUGCUUAUUUUAAAAAAUAAUAAUAAUGAAUUUAAAUAUUUUCAAAAAGCAUCAAUUGAUUAUCCUGUUUCACAAUUACAUUUGGGACUUAAUUACAUUCAUAAUCAAAAAAUUAUUCAUCGAGAUUUUCAUAGUGGAAAUAUUCUUUGUGAAAAUGUAUAUGAUAAUUAUGAUAUUGUAAUAAGUGAUUUGGGAAUUAGUAAAUUAUCAACUGAAGUAUCAGAAAAUAAUAAUGAAUAUUAUGGAAUUAUGCCUUAUAUUGCCUCAGAAAUUUUUCAAAGACAAAAAUAUACUGAAACUUCAGAUAUAUAUAGCUUCGGUAUGAUUAUGUGGGAAUUAAUGACAGGUAGAAGACCUUUUUGGGAUCGAGAUUAUGAUACAUCACUUAUUAUUGAAAUUUGUGAUGGUUUGCGUCCUCCAAUUGAUACAAAUGCACCUGAAGGCUAUAUUAAAAUAAUGCAAAAUUGUUGGCAUUCUAAUCCGAAUAAAAGACCAUCAGCUAGUAAUAUAUGUGAUAUUAUCGAACAAAUUAUAUUAAAAGAAGAAAACAAUCCAACUAAAAUUAUUAAAUCAUUAAAUGCUAGUCCUGUAAUUACAAAUAAAUUUACCUCAGGUAAAAGAAAGUAUGAUGAUAAUAACCAUAACGAUAAAUACUGUAAUGAAUCUAAAAAAUCUAAUAAGAGUUUUUAUCAUACAGAUUAUGCUUCCAAAGCAUUAGAAUAUGAUGUAUAA